CUGAGAGUGAACGCGUUACUAAAGCGUUUAAAAGCGGUAAACCGUCACGCACGCCGUCACGCAGCGGGGGCGGCAGGAGGAGGAGCCGCCGCUGCUGCGGUACAAGUGUCCGGACUCCCCGCUCACUUCCUCGCUUGCUCCCGACACUGUCGCUUCACUAGAACCAGAACAUGUACCGGUGUUUCGGAGAGCUCCUCUCCCGGGGAGCCGGCAGCGUCCUCGGCUCCGGCCGCUCCGCCGCCGCGGACUCGGCUCUCCCGGCGUCCGCGUCCCUGCUGCGGUACCGCGGCUACAGCCAGGCCGUGGACCGGGCCGACGACCCGAACUUCUUCACCAUGGUGGAGGGCUUCUUCGACCGGGGCGCCGCCAUCGUGGAGGACAAGCUGGUGGAGGGCCUGCGGACCCGGGAGAGCGCCGAGCAGAAGAGGAAGCGGGUCCGCGGGAUCCUGAAGAUCAUCAAGCCGUGUAACCACGUCCUGAGCGUCUGCUUCCCCAUCAAGAGGGACAGCGGCGAGUGGGAGGUGGUGGAGGGCUACCGGGCCCAGCACAGCCAGCACAGGACGCCCUGCAAGGGAGGAAUCCGUUACAGUACAGAUGUGUCUAUGGACGAGGUGAAAGCUCUGGCCUCGCUGAUGACCUACAAAUGCGCCGUCGUCGAUGUGCCGUUUGGUGGAGCCAAAGCUGGAGUGAAGAUCAACCCGAGGAACUACUCUGACAACGAGCUGGAGAAGAUCACCAGGAGGUUCACCAUCGAGCUCGCCAAGAAAGGCUUCAUCGGGCCCGGCAUCGACGUUCCCGCUCCGGACAUGAACGGGGAGAGGGAGAUGUCCUGGAUCGCCGACACCUUCGCCAACACCAUGGGACACUAUGACAUCAACGCUUACGCCUGCGUCACCGGGAAGCCCAUCAGUCAGGGAGGAAUCCACGGGCGGAUCUCCGCCACCGGCCGAGGAGUUUUCCACGGCAUCGAGAACUUCAUCAACGAGGCGGCCUACAUGAGCCAGCUGGGGAUGAGUCCCGGCUUCCAGGACAAGACCUUCGUCGUCCAGGGUUUCGGUAACGUGGGUCUGCACUCCAUGCGUUACCUUCAUCGCAACGGGGCGAAGUGCGUCGGAAUCGGAGAAGUGGACGGAAGCAUCUGGAACCCCAACGGCAUCGAUCCCAAAGAGCUGGAGGACUACAAACUGGCCAACGGGACCAUCGUGGGCUUCCCGAACUCAACGCCGUACGAAGGAAGCAUCCUGGAGGCCGACUGUGACAUCCUGAUCCCCGCCGCCAGCGAGAAACAGCUGACCAAGAGCAACGCACACAAGAUCAAGGCCAAGAUCAUCGCCGAGGGAGCGAACGGUCCGACCACGCCGGAAGCCGACCGCAUCUUCCUGGACAGAAACAUCAUGGUGAUCCCGGACAUGUACCUGAACGCCGGCGGUGUGACCGUUUCGUACUUCGAGUGGUUGAAGAAUCUGAAUCACGUCAGCUACGGUCGACUCACCUUCAAAUACGAGCGCGACUCCAACUACCACCUGCUCAUGUCGGUCCAGGAGAGUUUAGAGAGGAAGUUUGGGAAACAUGGCGGCGCCAUUCCCAUCGUCCCCACCUCUGAGUUCCAGGCCAGGGUCGCUGGAGCGUCUGAGAAGGACAUCGUUCACUCAGGUCUGGCGUACACCAUGGAGCGCUCUGCCAGGCAAAUCAUGCGGACGGCCAACAAGUACAACCUGGGUUUGGACCUGCGGACGGCGGCGUACGUCAACGCCAUCGAGAAGGUGUUCCAGGUUUACAACGAGGCCGGCCUCACCUUCACAUAGAGACGCCUGCCUGUCUCUUGUCUGUCCGUCUGUCUGUCGGUUGUCCAUCGCCUCUGCAGGACACUUUGCAUACAGCAGCUGUGCGGAUGAAGAGUCUGACAGUUUGUCUCUGACGCUCCUCUGAAUCACAUAUCAGCUCAAAUACACCUGCAGAGAAAUAAAUAAAUAUAAAUAUAUAUAGACAAAAAGCCUUAAUAGCACAGGGAAGCUUUGUCACCAUUUGCCUACACAAACACACUCUGUGGCCAAAACUAUGUGGACACUCGUUCUCACUCCUCAGUGGUGUGUUUCCCAGCCUGAGCGCUCAUUAAACUGUAAACAGUUAUAAUCUGACUUUUUUUGUUUAUUAGUAGUGGAUUUAUUUUUUGUCUGCGUCGUCUGAUUCUUUGCUUUGUGUGGGUUUUUUUUUUUUUUUUUUUUUUUUUUUUUUGUUCUGCUUCCAGUGUCAUGUGAAUUUUUGCUCUUCCUCUUUCUUGAGUCUGUCUUUAGGGUUUCGGUCGGGAAAAACUCCUGGGGGCGCCACUUUUCACUGCGACUAAUGAUUACAGAUCAGUGAAUCUGCUGAUUAUUUAAAAAGAUAAAUCUGGUGAAUCCAGAAAGAGUCCGAGGUGACGUCUUCAGGUGUCCUGAAAACUAAGAAGCUGGAGAAUCUUUGCUUUAAAAAGUAAAAUCAGUUGCUGAUUAUCACAAUAGUUAAAGGUGUUUUUUAUUCUCACAUCUAUUCGUCCAGUAGUUCGCAGCUCUCCUGCUUUGUACCAGUUGUGAGACGUUCAACCAAAGACUGAAGAUGUGUUUCCUUGUUUGAAUCAUUUUUCAAACACUUGUUCAAUUAAAGUUAAAGAUUAACUGACCGUUUGUAUAAACACGUGACACCAGACGAGUGGAUGCUGUAGAGUCAGUGUGGUGUUGGGCGUCCACAUACUUCUGGCCACAUGGUGUCUCUACAGCUGUGUCUUGUUUUUAUACGACUCGAUGCACAUAUGCCUCAGGACUUUAAUAUCUGCUGCCUGUGAAGUCUGGUGUUUUAAUUCAACCAGAUUUUACAUUGAGUCUGGCGGCCGCUGGCUUCACUUCAUUUCUGUUUUGCUGUGUUGCUCCUUCGGUCUGCGCUCAUUUACCUGCACAGUUACAUGUUUGAAUAGAAAUCAGGGGCUGAAACUCAGAGAUCUGAAACACUACACUCUUUCUGACGUGUUGGUUCAAACGUUGAGCUCCUCGUUUAGCUCGUGUGCAGUAAAUUGGACUUUAAACCAAACUCCUCUGACAGUUUGCUGGGUUUUCUUCCCUCUCAGGUCUCGACACUGUUGCAGCUAAUGCUAAAGUACAAACAGCAGGACUGAUCUGCAGAACGUUUAAACUUUCUGUCUGUAACUAUGCAAAUAGCUGAGUUCACACGCUGCUAACUCCCGGCCCCUGGAGGAGACUCACCUGUCCGUCCCACAGGGGCCACAGACGCACAAUUCAAAGCUUUAAUCAUCUUUUUACGCAGCAGCUCACGGAGGUGAUUUUGGAGGUGUUUGGUUGUUUUUGUGUUGAUUGUUUGCAGCGCUGCCGCCGCCAUCACCUGACACCUUAAAGACUAAAGUUUCAUCUCUCAGGUGGGCAGGGGGCGGGGCUACCUGCUGGAGGAAGGGGACUUCUGUCCGUCAGCUCUGAUUCAAGCUGUGGGAGUCUGUGAGGGAGCUUUUAUGCCCUUUUUGUUAAAACGGAAUGUUUUAAAUAAAGUUUAAAAAAAAAA
Molecule: messenger RNA, 3543 nt
Organism: Micropterus salmoides (largemouth bass)
Lineage: Eukaryota; Metazoa; Chordata; Actinopteri; Centrarchiformes; Centrarchidae
Product: glutamate dehydrogenase, mitochondrial-like
Biological process (GO): L-glutamate catabolic process
Cellular component (GO): mitochondrion
Molecular function (GO): L-glutamate dehydrogenase (NAD+) activity
Source: RefSeq, a predicted model, not a curated record